Meloidogyne enterolobii is the source of this 1004-nucleotide messenger RNA. The record is from the annotation of a GenBank genome assembly. NCBI's taxonomy places the organism in Eukaryota, Metazoa, Nematoda, Chromadorea, Rhabditida, Meloidogynidae.
AUGCCUUCCUUUAGUAAUGUUAUUAGAGGGCCUUCUUCUUCGAAUAAUAAUUCUCAAAUAAAUAAUGAUAAUGAAGAUAAUAACAAUUCUUGUGUUCUUCCCCCUCCUCCUCCACCUCCACCUGUUAAUAUGCCUAAAAUACCUCCAGUCAACAAUAAUUCUUUAAAGAGCAAUUCCCCUUCAAUCCCUACUCCAUCUCCAAAUAAAGGAGAAGAUAACCGAAAAAAGAUGUUAGCAGAAAUUCGUCUUGGAGUAGCUUUAAGACAUGUAGAUACUGUUGAUAAAGGAGCACCAAAAAUUGAAUUGGACGAAAAUGAACGUCAACAAUUAUUGAGAGCUACAACACCUAAUGAUUCUCUUGAUAGUCAAGGUAAAAGUCCAAGUCCUUCCCUAACUCCAACAACAAUAAGUAGCAAUUCCUCCUCUCCUUCCCAGUAUUUACAACCAAAUAUUAAUGGACAAAACCAGCAAAAUUCACGUUCACCUUCCCCCCUUCAACAACAACCUAAAAAACAAUGGAAAUGGGCAGAAGUUAAAACAGAAGCAGAAAAAAGAGAAGAAGCAAUUACACAUGGAAGGCAAAACAGUGACUACCAAUUUGAUGAUAAAAAACAAAUAGAAGAACGACAAAAAGAAGUUGCUGCCCUUUCUGGCACUGGAGGUGCUCAAUCAAAAAUUGCUGCUUUUAAGCAAUUACAGGCUUCUAGUAGCCCUUCUUCAGCAUAUUGUACAUUACCUAGAAUAUCAAAGAAUGGGGUUGGGGCAAAAUGGGAACAAAAACAGGAAAAUGGAAAAAUUGAUGGUACAAAAACUAUUAAUAAUGGGUAUGUUCUUGGUAAAUAAGAAUUAAUUAUCUAAAGGGCCGCCACACUAAUAAGCUCUCACAUUUUUUGAUAAAAAUACUAGACUUGGUUAGAAUAUUGAAAACUGAGAUUUUUGAGUGAGAUCUCGUCUCUGUCCUAUCUCUAGCAUUUUUUACCAAUAACAGAAAUAUAUACACCUCU